Cooperia oncophora is the source of this 321-nucleotide messenger RNA. NCBI's taxonomy places the organism in Eukaryota, Metazoa, Nematoda, Chromadorea, Rhabditida, Trichostrongylidae. The record is from the annotation of a GenBank genome assembly.
CUGCAGUGGGGUCUUACCGCUAUUGAACAAAAACAUUUCCCAAUAAGUUUGACAAUUACAGGUGAAAAAGGACAUCUUGGUGCGACUAUCCAAAGCGAACAGGAGUUCUCGCAACUAUACCAAAUAUUUGCCGAAGAGAUUCUUGGCUCUGGUCAAUUCGGUACCGUCUAUGGUGGAAUUCAUCGGAAAUCGGGUAAACAUGUUGCAGUUAAACUGAUCGACAAACUGAAAUUCCCGCCCAACAAAGAAGAUUUAUUGCGAACAGAAGUCAACAUUUUGCAGGCAAGGGUUAUUCUUCUAUUGAUUCCCUGUACUGCGUAG